AUGUGUGUGUGUUUAUGAGGGGUGUAUUGCGCAUGUAUACUGAUAUAGCGUUGGAUAUGCCCUAUUGUGUACACACGGACUAUUCGUUAUUUUGGACGUUGCGCGAGGCCGUUGAAUUUUCCGGCGCGACCUUGCUGACCAAGAUUUGCGCUGCGAUCGAUCCGAUUCGAUUUUUGAAGAAAAACGUCGGGAGGUGAUACUUUCGUUCGAGCACGCGGCGAAGCUAACAAGUUAAUUUUUCUCUCUUAAAAAUCGAUGGACUUUGUUAUGAAGCAUUUAAUCGAUGAUUGGUUGCCUUUAAACUAUUAGUGCUCAGCAGGCGGCAAAAUUAAAAAUCCUUCUGAAAAAAUAUAAUCGAUGACGUGAUAUUGACGAUUGAUGAAGACAAUAACAUAACGCCUGGAUAUUAUACCUCCCGCUGCGCGACACGACCAUAAAUGCGAAGAGUUAAAGGAAAAGAAAAAUUUGCAUCGCGCGUCGAAAGGUGCGCGCGCGAGCGCAUUCCUCUCCUGUCGUGACUAGCCGGACAACAAUGCAUAAGUAAGAGAAUCUCGCGCGUGUGUAAUUAUUGCUGCGAGAGCCAUGACGCUUCGUUUAGCGGCUUCAGAGGCGUCUUUCACGUCGAGAGCUAAUAAGUGUAAGUAUACUCGCUGUUGCUUCGAUGUGCCUCUGCGAGGAGUACGUGUAGCUUUAAUUUUCAGCUGCAUUAGGGCUGCAUUGCCGGAGUUAAUAUCGCGCGUUGGUUUUUCACUUCUCGCGCGAAACGUACGCGAGUGCAGUGGCUCGAACCACAUUAGUACAGAAUGCUCGGAAUCGCGCGAAAUCAAAAUCCAUUCCGCGCGCUUGCACUGGCGCCUAAAAAUAGCAGCCUCGACAAUUCGCCCAAUAAAAAGUUCAUAUUUCUCGGAGAGCAUUAGCGCCACGCCUCGCUCUAAUAAAGCCUCUCUCAAUCUCGCGAGCGUCAGUCAUCCGAUCGCAGCCUCGACGGAAUUAACGAGGGAACUGCGACGCUGCAGCCAUAGAGUUGGUGCAACGAGAGGAAACGGCGGCCCUCUCUCUCUCUCUCUCUCUCUUCACCACACACAUCGGAUAUAGAAAUCCGUUUCUCUGCGGACGUACGUUUUAUACGCGUGAAAGAGAGACGGAGAGGAAAAGAAGAAGAAGAAGAAGAAGAAGAAGAAGGAGUGGGAGAGAGAUAGAGAGAACGCACACAACCGAUUAUCUAAACCAAGGCCGCCUGCGUGCCGUAGCUUCACAACGCGAUCGCCAUCAGAGCCGCGGCAGUCGGUUCGCGGAUUCCUUCGGCGUCGCUGCUCGCGUCGAAGACGUCACCUGUGGUGCAUAUCGCUGCAGUCCAGGAGCAUCGAUGACAUAAGUUCCAUUGUUCCGAAGCAUUCGUUUGUUGACACCUGACUCUGGGAUACAGCAGGAGUAUCAGAACCGGUGUGAUUUUGGAGACUUGUAUCGCGGCGAGGGAGAUAAGAGACAUGAAGCCCGAUCACGUGGACGAUAAGGGACUGCCCGGUACGAUGGCGCUCGUCACCAGCAUCGUCACCCAUGUUCUCCUGCUGCUCCCGGUACUCUACAUCGUGGGAGUGGCCUUCGAGAGCUACCAGUUCUUUUCCUGGCAUCCCAUCUGCAUGGCGCUUGGCGCUGGCCUGCUAACCGCCGAAGCCGUCUACGCGAUCAACGGCGAGGCCUACGUCAGCAAGAAGGUCCGACGCUCCAGUCGCGUGACCCUCCACUGGAUCCUCCACGCGGUGGGCAUCGGCCUCCUGAUAAUCGGCCUGGUCAUCGUGAUCGUCAACAAGAACGACAAGGGCAAGGAGCACUUCGUCUCCACCCACGCCCAGUUCGGCCUGGCCACCUUCGUCAUCGUCUGCGUCGUGGCGAGCUUCGGCAUCCUCGCGAACAACACCCAGUGGCUCUACCCCAAAGUCAGACCGGUACUCGUCAAGGUUCUCCACGCGUUCGCCGGUAUCACCGCGACGAUUCUCCUCAUAGCUACCGUCAUCAACGGAACCUACAGCAAGUGGUGGACGAAGAUCGGCGCCUCGGAGACCGGUAGGGAUCUGCUGUUCGCCUCGCUCUUCAUCGCGGGCUUCCUGGUUCUCGUGAAACCCGUUAUAGGGGUCAUCGCCAGGAGUCGCGUCCUCGCGAAACCAGCGCCUGCCAGUGCUACUCAGCAGACCGUCGAGAGUCAGCAGACGUGAUGGGGUCAGGCGCGUCUCGAUCGUCGCGGCGGCGAUUGUUUCGGAUCGCGUGGGUCGAUAUGCGACGACGAAUUUCGCAUCAGACGACUGAAACACGGUCGCGAGAGAUGAAGAGGAGAUUAUAAUUAUAGACGAGCGUGGAUGCGCUGCAUCAUCGUAUUAUAUCCCCGAUGUGUUUCCAAAGAUAUACGUGUUAAGCAACGGUUUCUAUUUUCUCAUUGUUAUAAUCUGGUAUUCUCUUUCUCCGUGCGCAAUAUGUAUGAUAUGCUGCCGUUCGCUGUAAUGGCACGGAGGCGUGGACGAGAGCUGGAGGCGCCGCGAGGUGCGAGAAAUUAUUGCCUUAUUACAAGUUUCGCGAAUCGACGAGGAGGUGAUGAUGGGACUGUUUGUCGCAUCGGAGAAAUUCGUUCUCGAUUGGUUCUAUUGUUUUCGUUUCGAGUACUUUACACAACUACUUAUACUCACUCCACUUAUUACGUCGAUGCCAGUAUAUAUUAACUCUAUAUUAUGGACUAAUAGCUUUCUCAACGGCUGUUGUGAUAUCUUUAGAUCGGAACAACGGUAUACUCAAAUAUACGUAUUUUUCAUGAUUUAAUACUUCUUUAUUAUUAUUUUUUUUAAUCAAAAAUCGGAAUAAAAUCUCGUUUCCGUUUGUUACACGCUGUUAUUUUUUGAAAUAAUACGUGCUAUGUAAUUUUCUAGUACAAGUCACACAACGGUCAACGCUAUUGUUGAAGAGAUUUUUCUAUACGUCUAUAGUAGAUUAUGUAAGAAUACCGUAACGUAUUCAGAGCACGCAUGUUGCAGGUUAUGACCUCAUUUGUAAGUACCAUCUACAGAAUUAGAACUGAAUUCUUGUCAGUAAUAGACACCACGUCUGUACGUUGUAUACUUAAUUGUAAGAUGUAACUUUUUAUUAUUAUUUUAUAUGCGUGCAAUUGUUGUUUAAUUGUUUUAACAAAUAUUUUUUAUAUUGAAAAUUUUAUUAUUAUAUACCUACCCGCAUAUAAGCUGAAAAGAAUAAAAAUAAUAUUAAUUUUUCAGAGUCAUUGUCUUAUCGUCAACCAUAUAUCAACACUUUAUUAAUCUUACACGCAUCAUAUACAUAUACACAGAAUAUAAUGUAUAUAUUUUCUUUCAUAGUACAAUAUAUUUGCAUAUAAUGGUACAUUACAACUCUGUCUUAAAUUUAAUACAUUUUUGCUUUUUGUGUAAUACAGUCAGCCAUUUUACAAGAAUACUUUUCUUAUCGCAACAAAACUCUGCUUUUGCCUUAACAUUAUGUAACAACGUGUAUACAUAUAUAUAUAUUUAUUUUUUUUUAUACAUAUAUAGAUCUGCAUCUAUUUUUUAUUCAUUUUUAUGUAAAAACGCGAUGUGUACAAUAAAGUAUCCGCUGAAACGAAAGAUUCUGGCGUUUUAUCCUUAUAUUAGUUGAUUUUCAACUGAAAAACACUCUUCUCGUGUGUUUGAGCAGCGAUAACUGAAUCAAUACGCGGCUGUCUGUAGUUCAAACAUUUUACUCUCGAAGCUGUAGAUCAAACAUUUUACGCGAAACGCGAGAAAUUUUGAAAUCCUAAAUAUCGCGCAACCACUCGAUAUUGUAUAACAUAAUCGUAAUUUUCAAUUGAAUUUUCUUGACACUAUCUUGUAUACACCGCGUUGUUAUAAUUCCUAAUUCAUUUUCGGCAUUGUGUCUACGUGGCUACGUAAAAAUAUAUCCCAUUCUACAUAAUAUCCGAGUAUAAUACCAUUAAUGACUUUACUGUCGUGGGUAAAGCAAUUAAUUAUACUUUGAACAUAAUAGGGGGGAAUAACUUUUACGAAGACGUUGCAACCUCGGUAAUUGUUAACCCUACAAUAUAUGUAACACUCUAUCAACUAGAUCAUCACUUUUCCUUUGUUUUGUAUUUGUUGCACGUGUUUUUUGUCAGAAAAUUAUUCCCAGUGCUUUAUCUUUUUUUUCAGAAUUGAUAUUCGUGUGAUACUUGAUAAACGAACGUAUUUUGUUCAUCAGUGCGUUAGCUUUUGGAAAAUUUUGAAUUUUAACUUUUUUUUAGUUCCACUCGCGCAUUCACACCGACUCGUUAUUUUUACGGCUCAUUCUCACUCAUACGCACGCAAUACACGUGUACGAGACCUGACAAUACGUGUUCUCUACAUUGUUUGGGGUGACGUUCUAUCCCAAGGAAAGUAAAAAUA
Messenger RNA from Nasonia vitripennis (jewel wasp), 4415 nucleotides. It is a transcript of the gene Cyb561d1-like, whose product is annotated as cytochrome b-561 domain containing 1-like. Gene Ontology annotation, molecular function: transmembrane monodehydroascorbate reductase activity. The record is from RefSeq and is a predicted model, not a curated record. NCBI's taxonomy places the organism in Eukaryota, Metazoa, Arthropoda, Insecta, Hymenoptera, Pteromalidae. Bases 1488 to 2213 code for a protein of 241 amino acids. The transcript is spliced from 4 exons.